UUUUGAAAACAGUCGCCUUGGGUCAGAUGCUUUCCUUAUUUAUCUGUGGGACUGCUGUGACAAGCCAAUAUUUAGCAGAACAGUACAAAGUCAACACUCCAAUGCUCCAAAGCUUUACCAACUAUUGUUUGCUUCUUCUAGUUUAUACAACGAUGUUGGCACUUAGGACUGACAAUGAAAGCUUUCUACAGAUUCUGAAGAGGAGAUGGUGGAAAUAUAUUUUGUUGGGAUUAGCUGAUGUUGAAGCGAAUUAUAUGAUUGUAAAGGCUUACCAAUACACAACCCUAACAAGUGUUCAGCUACUAGACUGUUUUGGGAUCCCUGUGUUGAUGGCUUUGUCCUGGUUCAUUCUUCGUGCAAGAUACAGACUGAUCCACUUUAUUGCUGUUGCUGUCUGUCUUCUGGGUGUAGGAACUAUGGUCGGAGCAGACAUAUUAGCUGGGAGGCAGGAGGGUGAAGACUCCCGACGUGAUGUUGAAGUCACAGGAUGCUCUUCUACCUGUACUUCUUGUCCUGCAAAACGAAGUAACGUGGUGAUUGGAGAUGUCUUAGUUCUUCUUGGUGCUUCUUUGUAUGCCAUUUCUAAUGUGAGUGAGGAGUACAUUGUGAAAAAUCUGAGCAGAGUGGAGUUUCUAGGAAUGGUGGGCUUGUUUGGGACCAUUAUCAGCGCUCUACAGCUAGCCAUUGUGGAAUACAGGGACAUAGCUAGAAUUCAGUGGAACUGGAAGAUUGCGUUGCUUUUCAUGGCUUUUGCCCUGUGUAUGUUUGGGCUGUACAGCUUCAUGCCAGUAGUGAUUAAAGUGACCAGUGCCACUUCAGUCAACCUGGGCAUCUUGACAGCUGAUCUCUACAGUCUUUUCUUUGGACUCUUCCUGUUUUGCUACAAGUUUUCAGGUCUCUACAUCCUUUCCUUCAUCGUUAUCAUGGUGGGCUUUGUUCUUUAUUGUUCUACUUCAACUUGGACUGCAGAAACCGUCUCUACCAGCUUGCCCCAACCAGCCAGUACUGGGCUAGAUAACCUUGGACUAAAACUGGAGGAAGAUGACCAGGAACCCCCUGCUGCAAGCGUCCAGGUCACUCAAGAAGAAAACGGGGUGGUAAAUUCCAGUUAGAAAAUCAGCAGUGUUUCAAGCAGAAGCCUCUCUACUGCCAGAAUUUUCCCUCAGAUAUCAAUAUGGAGAACUGCCUGGUUGCGAAGAGUGUGUAUCAUGCUGCAUUUGUUUUAAUACUCUGAAUGGACGUUAAGAUAUUUAAAAGCCAGAUGUUCAAUCAGAAAAGCAAUAUUGAUUUACUCUAACAGAAUAUCUGUCCCUAAAAGAGAAACAGAAAAACAUUUUAAGUGGAAAGUGCCUCUGGGAAGUGAUAGAACUAUGUAUUCAGGAAGUUUGGUUAAUUUAACAGCAAAUGUUUGGGGAAAAAAUGAAGCCAAAGCAAACUCUUAGGUCACUUGCUGGAGUAGGUAUACGUUAUUUUUCCUCAAGGGUGCUGAGUGUCUGCUUGUCCCAUUCAUAUUAGUGUUGGUUGUCCUCAAAAUCUUCUUUGAAAGAGACCCUUAGCACUUUCUGGGGUCUAGCAGUGCAUGCAAUAAUACCUGCCAGUUGAUGGAGGACUUCAUCUCUCUCUUGGAGCUAUUGGGCAAUAGUACUAACCCCCCAGAAAAACAUAAAGUGCAUCUAACAGUGUAGUGGAUGACAUUUCUGCCUCCCCUUAUUAACCCUUUCUCUGGAGCAACUGGUACUGGCCAGAAAAUAAGACGCUUGUUUUGAAAAAAAUAAGGUUUUACCAUUUUGUUUUCAUUCCACUUCAGAAUGAAAAUGAGACCUUUCCUCAUUUUUCAUAGGGUAUCACAUAGAGGAAGAGCGAAGCGCCCUGCAACACAGCUCCCAAAAUACCCCAUAGGCCAUUUAUUAGCUCAGUUGGAAUGUCAGAGACAUUUUCAGUGCUCCACUGUACCUGGAUCCGGGCAAAUUGGGGUAAGCGCUCUAUUGAGGAACAGCACGGACUUGGAACCUCAAGCCUCUCUCAGAAAAAUCCAUUCUAGACCCAAGGAAAACCUUCCCAACUAAGUUGUUAUUGAAAUAGAUAUAUUUAUGCAAAAAGCUUUGCUCCUGACUAAACUGACAGCAAACAUGUAGUUGGGAAAUACCCAGCCAGCUCUUGUAACAACAGCUUUAGUUAAUUGUUAAUGACUUUUGCGAGACUAAUUUGUAUCUUUCCUACAUACGUGCCAUUUUUAAAAAUUAUUAACCAAUGAUUAAAAGUGAUGUGCCACUCUAUGAAACUGAAGCUUUGACAUGGUUUAUCUACUCCAGGGGCAGACCUUUAGCUGGUGCACAUGUGAUUAGCUCAGUUCAAGAGAGGGAAGUGACAUGAAUUUGCAAUAGCUGAAGAGCUGGCUCUGAAGUUGUUUUUCCUGUUGGAAUUUCACCUAUUUUAAAGAUCAUUUUUUUUAUAAUUUUACUGACCAGACUUACUUUUAACCUCCAAGUUUUGCCUUAGAUUUAUCUAAUAAGUAGCUGAUUAUCAAAUGAAAAAAUGUUUUUGUAUUCUUGUAGUUUAUUUAAGCAAAAUGAUUUCUAACCCAGUAUUUUUUAGAAACCACAAAAUAAAUAGUCAAGAUAUAUCAAGGUGACACUCUUAAUUAGUCAUGCACAUGAGGAUUAAA
Messenger RNA from Alligator sinensis (Chinese alligator), 2665 nucleotides. It is a transcript of the gene SLC35F2, whose product is annotated as solute carrier family 35 member F2. Gene Ontology annotation, cellular component: membrane. The transcript has 8 exons. Lineage: Eukaryota; Metazoa; Chordata; Crocodylia; Alligatoridae. The record is from RefSeq and is a predicted model, not a curated record. Gene Ontology annotation, molecular function: transmembrane transporter activity. The coding region runs from base 27 to 1112 and encodes 361 amino acids. Gene Ontology annotation, biological process: transmembrane transport.